AUGGCGUCUCAGGAUCGACAUGAGCAGCUACAAGAAUGCUACCCAGACGAGUCUUGGGCUUUGGGUAUAGCUAGGGUUAGGAAGAUGGUGGCAAAGUCCAAGAACAAGGGAACAGCGGCCCCGUCCAAGAAAAAGGAAGCCGUCACUACGUCAAAGGGCAAGGAAACCGUCACUACACCGAGUAAGAAUGAAAGUAGUGGGGAAUUUUCAUCGGAGAACGAAAUCAACAAAACAGCAAUGAGCCUUGAAUUCCCGCAGUCCAGCAACCAGGCAGCAGAGCCGAGCUCAAGCAAACGCAAGAAGCUUAACGAAAUGGAAAUCUCAGAAACGACUGAAACGGUCUCUAAGGUGAAACUCGAUGAUCGAACUCAUCUUGAGCUUGAGGAACUGAAAAUGAGCUACAAUGCCUUGCAUACGGCCCAUCAAUACCUUGUGAAAGUUCAGAGGGACGGGGAUGCGGAAACGGGACGGCUCAUAUAUGAGCUAAAGAUGAAGCUGAAUGAAAUACAAAUCAAGAUCGAAAGACAGGUUGACAUACUUGAUUUGAAACAAGGGAGAAAUGAGCGGGAGUUUUCACGCGCAAUGGAAACCAAUCAAGAGAGGAUUAUGACGGAACUGGAAUUAUCCAACAACCGUCACGAGAGUGAGCUUAGACUUUUGCGACUGAAACUCGAACGCCUUGCGAAAGAGAACGAGCAGUUGAAGAAGGAGAAUUUGGAGCAGAAAGCGGGAAAACGAAAGCUGGAAGAGAGAAUUUAUGCUCUGGAGGAGAGUUUCAAUGGUUUCCGAGCAGAACACACGUGGAAGGUCGGUGAGAUGUGGAGGCGUAUGAUGGGGAUGGAGUAA
Trichoderma breve is the source of this 846-nucleotide messenger RNA. RefSeq lists its product as uncharacterized. The coding region runs from base 1 to 846 and encodes 281 amino acids. The record is from RefSeq and is a predicted model, not a curated record. The transcript has a single exon. NCBI's taxonomy places the organism in Eukaryota, Fungi, Ascomycota, Sordariomycetes, Hypocreales, Hypocreaceae.